Messenger RNA from Arvicanthis niloticus (Nile rat), 1850 nucleotides. NCBI's taxonomy places the organism in Eukaryota, Metazoa, Chordata, Mammalia, Rodentia, Muridae. The record is from RefSeq and is a predicted model, not a curated record.
CUCCCUCAGGAAGUAAAGUCCACUGGCAGGAGGGCCUAAACCUCCGUGCUGCCCUGUCUGACUUACAAUGCCUGGUUGUUUUCACCAAGUAGCGAAUGAAAUGGAAAAAGAGUAACAUUUUAGGAAAAAUAACUAAUUUUUCUUCCAACUUUUUCUUGUCUUCAGAGGAUUCAUUUUCUUAAAGUGGUCUCUGUACGCAACAUACAGGAAGUAUCAUGAUGAAGACGGAAGAAAAGCCCUCCCCUUACACCAAACCUCUGGAUGGAGGAUGGGGGUGGAUGGUUGUGUUUCAUUUUUUCCUGGUAAACGUGUUUGUGAUGGGAAUGACCAAGACAUUUGCAAUUUUCUUUGUGGUCUUUCAAGAAGAGUUUGAAGGCACUUCAGAGCAAGUUGGUUGGAUUGGAUCCAUUAUGUCAUCACUCCGUUUUUCUGCAGGUCCCCUGGCUGCUAUUAUUUGUGACAUACUUGGAGAAAAAACUACCUCCAUCCUUGGGACUUUCCUUGUUUCUGGUGGCUAUCUCAUCAGCAGCUGGGCCACAGGCAUUCCCUUUCUUUGUGUGACUAUGGGACUAUUUCCCGGUUUGGGGUCUGCUUUCUUGUACCAAGUAGCUGCAGUGGUAAUUACCAAAUAUUUCAAAAAACGAUUGGGUCUUUCUACAGCAAUUGCCCGUUCUGGGAUGGGACUGACAUUUUUGUUGGCACCCUUUACAAAAUUCCUGAUAGAUCUUUAUGACUGGACAGGUGCUCUUAUAUUAUUUGGAGCUAUUACAUUGAACUUGGUGCCUUCCAGCAUGCUCUUAAGACCCAUUCACAUUCAAUCAAACAACAAUUCUGAAAUUAAAAACGAAGGUUGCAUUUUGUCUUCAACUGGACCAGAGGUAUCAUACAAGACAGAAACAUCAAACUGCAAUGAGACACAAGAGUCUUUCAUCAAAGACAAUACUAUGAAGAAAUCUGGACAACCUACUAACACUUUAACUGUCUUAGAAAAUCAAAGCGAAGAGUUCAGCAAUAGGCCUCAUAGGAACAGGCUUAUGAGCAAUGACAAAAGUUAUAAGAAAAAGUUUGUUUCAUGGAACUGCAAGCAAAAACUUUUGGAUAUUUCUCUCUUUAGAAAUCCUUUCUUCUACAUAUUUACCUGGUCUUUUCUCCUGAGUCAAUUAGCAUAUUUCAUUCCUACUUUUCACCUAGUAGCCAGAGCAAAAACACUUGGAAUUGACAUAAUGGAUGCCUCCUACCUUGUGUCUGUAGCUGGUAUCACUGAGACAGUCAGUCAGCUCAUUUCUGGAUGGAUUGCUGAUCAAAACUGGAUCAAGAAGUAUCAAUACCACAAGUCUUACCUCAUUCUGUGUGGUGUAACUAACCUGCUUGCUCCUUUAGCCACCACAUUCCCACUCCUUAUGGCCUAUACCAUCUUUUUUGCCAUUUUUGCUGGUGGCUACCUGGCACUAAUACUGCCAGUAUUGGUUGAUCUAUCUAAGAAUUCUAGAGUGCACAAGUUUUUGGGAUAUGCCAGUUUCUUUGCUGGGAUGGCUGUCCUUUCUGGACCACCAAUAGCAGAUGUAGCUCAGUGGUGGACCACUUGCCUAACACACACCAGGCCCUUGAAAACAUAAACUAAAAACAGUUCCACUGUGGAGACUGGAAUGAGUGGCAGACAACUGAGAAGGCAGAGCAAAGUUCUCUGUCUGGACAAAUAAAAGGAAAUACAUUAAAAUGAAGAAUUUGUAAACUGUUCAUUAUCAGGUGGUUAAUUUUCCUCAAACCACACCACCUACCCAGCUUCACUCUGACUCAGCAUUCCUAAGAAUAUCUAUGAAAACAUCAAAAAUAAAUUUCGAAUAGCUCUA